UUUUCUUCCCACUCCCCCCUGCCCUUCCGCCAAAGCGUCAGCCGCCGCCUUGCCAUACCUCGUCGUCACCGCCGGCGCCGCGACCUCAAUCCCGCGCCCUCCGCCACCUUCUUGGGGACGCGCGUCGACGCCGCCGCCGCCGCCGUUCCCCUUCUUCCCCGGCCUCCGGGACAUCCUGCUGCUGCCUCCACCUCGUCCCAGUCUUUGGCCACUGGGCCUCCUUCCUUCGUUCGAGUUGGACAUGGCAUCAUCUGCUACCAUCAGUUCAGUUGGCGCUCAGGCCGCUCUGGUUUCAAAGCCAAGGAAUCAUGGUAUCAGUGGCUUAAAGGCAUCCUCAUCAAUUAGCUUCGAAUUGGGAUCCUCAUUCCUGGGCAAGACCGGGUCUCUUCGGGCAUCUGUAACCACAAGGGUUGCGCCAAAGGCGAAGUCCGCGGCUCGGAUACUACCGGAGGCAUCUUACAAAGUGGCGGUACUUGGUGCUGCUGGGGGCAUCGGCCAACCAUUGGGCUUGUUGAUCAAGAUGUCCCCUCUGGUCUCAGAACUGCGCCUGUACGAUAUUGCGAAUGUCAAGGGAGUCGCCGCUGAUCUCAGCCACUGCAACACACCCUCUCAGGUUAUGGACUUCACUGGCCCUGCAGAAUUGGCCAGCUGCUUGAAAGGUGUGGAUGUUGUUGUCAUCCCCGCCGGGGUCCCAAGAAAGCCAGGGAUGACUCGUGACGACCUUUUCAACAUCAAUGCGGGCAUCGUCAAGUCACUUAUCGAGGCUGUUGCAGACAAUUGCCCUGGGGCCUUUAUCCAUAUUAUCAGCAACCCAGUCAACUCCACAGUGCCGAUUGCUGCUGAGAUUCUGAAAAAGAAGGGUGUCUACAAUCCCAAGAAGCUUUUUGGGGUUUCCACCCUAGAUGUUGUCCGGGCUAACACAUUUGUAGCUCAGAAGAAGGGCCUCAAGCUCAUUGAUGUUGAUGUCCCAGUUGUUGGUGGUCAUGCUGGAAUUACAAUCCUGCCUUUGUUGUCAAAGACGAGACCAUCUGUCACCUUCACGGACGAGGAAACUGAACAGCUGACGAAGAGGAUACAGAACGCUGGGACAGAGGUGGUGGAGGCGAAAGCGGGUGCUGGAUCUGCUACCCUGUCCAUGGCUUAUGCUGCUGCCAGAUUUGUCGAGUCUUCGCUCCGCGCACUGGCUGGUGAUCCAGAUGUUUACGAGUGCACGUAUGUUCAGUCUGAGUUAACUGAGCUGCCAUUCUUUGCGUCCAGAGUUAAGCUUGGGAAGAAUGGUGUUGAGUCCAUCAUUUCUUCUGACCUGGAGGGAAUAACCGAGUAUGAGGCCAGUGCACUUGAGGCAUUGAAGCCUGAGCUGAAGGCCAGCAUUGAGAAGGGCAUUGAGUUUGCGCACAAACAACAGGGAGCUGCUGCCUCUGUUUGAGUGAGGAGAAUGAUAAUUCCAUAUGAAGAGGACAAAGGCAAACUGAUUGUCCUUUUCUAGUUUUGCAGCCUAGAGUGUGGACAUGUAGCACUAUGCCCUGGAGCAGCUAUAUUUCUGAAUUGUUGGUCAGUUUAUUAUGAUUCCAGUUUACAUGAGGGCGUGAAGCCCCAAACGUGCACCCUGUUCUGGGUCCUUGUUUUGUUUGACACAUAAAUUUUGGUCCUGUUCCACCUGCUGUUCUUGUAGCUUCCUAAGUUGACGAACUGUGGAAUAAUAAUAAAGCCCAUCUUUGAUCGUUACCAAGGCACACCAUGUAGAUCCGCCCCUGCUCGUGGCAUCAUAUUGUAUGGUGUCAUAGGUUACUAAUUGCUGUUGUAAGAUGAGCCAGUGGGAUGAAUAAUACUUUCCGCAAGAUUUUUGUGCAA
Triticum dicoccoides is the source of this 1851-nucleotide messenger RNA. RefSeq names its product malate dehydrogenase, chloroplastic-like. Gene Ontology annotation, molecular function: L-malate dehydrogenase (NAD+) activity. Gene Ontology annotation, biological process: tricarboxylic acid cycle. Lineage: Eukaryota; Viridiplantae; Streptophyta; Magnoliopsida; Poales; Poaceae. The coding region runs from base 242 to 1426 and encodes 394 amino acids. Gene Ontology annotation, cellular component: cytoplasm; mitochondrion. The transcript is spliced from 2 exons. The record is from RefSeq and is a predicted model, not a curated record.